CGCAGCCCCGGCCCCGCGGGGGUCCCGCCCCGCUUCUCGCCCGGUACCGGAGCCGCGGCCCCGUGGGGCGUCCCGGCCAUGCCGGGGUCCCGCUGCCCGCGCCCGGCGCUGCCGAUCCUGCGCUGGCUCCCGCGCUACUCCCGGGCGUGGCUGCCGCUGGACCUGCUGGCGGGGCUGGCCGUGGGACUGACCACCGUGCCCCAGGCGCUGGCCUACGCCGAGCUGGCCGGGCUGCCGCUGCAGUGUCCCUUCUGUCCCCUGCAGUACGGCCUCUAUUCCUCCUUCAUGGGCUGCUUCGUCUACUGCUUCCUGGGCACGGCCAAGGACGUGACGCUGGGUCCCACGGCCAUCAUGUCCCUGCUCGUCUCCUCAUACGCCUUCCACGAGCCCGUCUAUGCCGUUCUCCUCACCUUCCUCUCUGGCUGCAUUCAGCUGGCCAUGGGGCUCCUGCACCUCGGAUUCCUUCUGGAUUUCAUUUCCUGCCCUGUCAUUAAAGGGUUUACAUCAGCUGCUUCCAUCACCAUUAGCUUCAACCAGAUCAAGAACAUCCUGGGGCUGCAGGGGAUCCCGAGGCAGUUUUUCCUGCAGGUCUAUGAGACGCUGCGGAGGAUCCGGGAGACCAGGGCUGGGGACGCUGUGCUGGGGCUGACCUGCCUGGCUGUGCUGACAGGGCUCCGGGCCAUGAAGAGCCACCUGCCCCAAGCUGCCCCUGCAGAACCACUGGCUGUCAGGAUCAGCUACCUGAUUGUUUGGAUCUCUGCCACAGCACGCAAUGCUCUUGUUGUCCUGUUUGCUGGCCUGGUUGCUUACUCCUUCCAGGUGAUGGGCUCCCAGCCCUUCAGGCUCACGGGCAGCAUCCCCCAGGGCCUCCCAGCGUUCCGGCCACCGCACUUCUCCCUGGCAGUGCCCAAUGGCACCGUCCCUUUCCAGAGCAUGGUGGAGGACAUGGGGGUCGGGCUGGCCGUGGUGCCGCUCAUGGGCCUGCUGGAGACCAUCGCCAUCGCCAAGGCUUUUGCCUCGCAGAGUGGUUACAGGAUUGACCCCAACCAGGAGCUGCUGGCUCUGGGCGUCGCCAAUGUCCUGGGCUCCUUCGUCUCCUCGUAUCCCAUCACGGGCAGCUUUGGCCGGACGGCAGUGAAUGCUCAGUCAGGGGUCUGCACCCCCGCGGGAGGGCUCGUCACAGGUGCCCUGGUCCUGCUGUCCCUGGCGUACCUCACCUCGCUCUUCUACUACAUCCCCAAAGCGGCGCUGGCCGCCGUCAUCAUCUCGGCCGUGGUGCCCAUGUUCGACGCCGGCAUCUUCCGGACGCUCUGGCGGGUUAAGAGGCUGGACCUUGUGCCCCUCUGUGUGACAUUCCUGCUCUGCUUCUGGGAGGUUCAGUAUGGAAUCGUGGCCGGGGUGCUCGUUUCUGGGAUUCUCCUGCUCUACUCCAUUGCCAGGCCCCCAAUAAAGGUGUCGGAGGGGGCUGUGCUGCUGGUGCAGCUGGGGAGCAGCCUGCACUUCCCAGCCGUGGAGCACCUGCGGGACUCCGUGUGCAGCCGAGCUCUGGCAGCAUCUCCACCACGCUCCGUCAUCCUGGACUGUUGCCACGUCAGCAGCAUUGAUUACACGGUGGUGGUGGGGCUGUCAGAGCUGCUGCAGGAGCUGCGCAGGCACGGCCUCUCGCUGGCCUUCUGUGGCCUGAAGGUGUGUGGGACCUCGGCCACCCCACCCCAGGCCCAGGGAGGGUGUGUGCUGAGGGGCUCAGCCCAGCUGCCUUCCCCCGUGGCCUGUGCUGGCCUCUCCUCUGGUGGCACUGUCAUCAUGUCAAGCACCCUCAUCUCGCAGAGCUGGAGGCUGCGGAUGCAGGGCGCUGGGAAGGGCUGGGUGCUCUGUGCUGGGAUGGCUGGGGGAUCUGCCCCAGAGGGAUGGGAAGUGGCAAGCACUCCCCCAGCCCAGGUUUCUCUGCCCUCAGGACCCUGUUCUCCAGGUCCUCCUGUCUGCAGACUUAGAAGGAUUCCGGCAUUUCCCCAGCUGGGAGGAGGCAGAGCGGUGCGAGGGAGCGGAGCUGGGGGGCAGCGGGGCAGAGCCCUUCACCAGCACUGCCGAGAGCACGGGGCUCAUCCAGUGAGAUGAGUUUGGGCUGAACGGCCUGUGACACCCCAGGGACAUCAACACACUGCAGGGGAGCCGCCUGCCCCAGCCAGGCCUCCUGGGCAGUGGGGGUGGACUGUCCCCCUGUCCCACACCGAGAUGGACAGAGCAGCGCCAGCCCAACCCCACACGGGCUGUGGGACAAAACUGUUCCCUGUCACAGGGAUCAGUGCAAAGCCAUCCUUCCUUUAGGGAGCUGAUGUAAUUUUUUUAAGCAUUUUAAUUCUGGACCUUUUUCAUGUUCUGGGCCACCCCAGUGGGGACACAGGGUGUGCUCUCCUCAAAGCUGUUUCAGGGCUGCUGGCGCUGCCCUCCAAGUGGACAUGGGGGCUCAGCCUCCAGCUGCUGGGAGAGGGAAAACGUCUGGGAUUGUGCUCCUUACUGAUUUUUAUCCCUACUUACCCUUUUUAUCCUUACCUUGUUUGUGGGGUGUUGUGCUCCACGCUGCCCUGGGUCAGGGCUGUGCUGGCACCCUGGGGUGCAGCCCCUGGCCUGGGCCCUGCCGAGGGGACGGGCACGGUGACACCAGGCUGUGCCCGUCUGUGCAACGGGGACAGCACCUGCUUGCGGCUGGGUCGGGAAUUCAGUUUCCCUGAACAGCCCUUGGCCGACAGCCGGCACUGAGGGUAAUAAAUCAGAAAUUGCUAAUGA
Corvus hawaiiensis (hawaiian crow) is the source of this 2784-nucleotide messenger RNA. RefSeq names its product solute carrier family 26 member 11 (gene SLC26A11). Gene Ontology annotation, molecular function: sulfate transmembrane transporter activity. Lineage: Eukaryota; Metazoa; Chordata; Aves; Passeriformes; Corvidae. Gene Ontology annotation, cellular component: membrane. The record is from RefSeq and is a predicted model, not a curated record. Gene Ontology annotation, biological process: transmembrane transport. Bases 79 to 2115 code for a protein of 678 amino acids. The transcript has 15 exons.